AACUAUCCCUUGUACAUCCGAAGUGUCCCGACGGAAAACGAGCUGAAGUUCCACUACACCGUGCACACCUCCCUCGACGUCGUGGACGAGAAGAUCUCGGCCAUGGGCAAGGCCAUGGUAGAUCAGAGGGAUCUGUACCUGGGGCUCCUCUACCCAACAGAGGACUACAAAGUAUAUGGCUACGUGACAAAUUCCAAGGUGAAGUUUGUUAUGGUGGUGGAUUCUUCAAACACAGCACUCCGAGACAAUGAGAUCCGCAGCAUGUUCCGAAAGCUGCAUAAUUCAUAUACAGACAUCAUGUGCAACCCAUUUUACAACCCUGGGGACCGUAUCCAUUCCAAAGCUUUUGAUAAUAUGGUGACCUCCAUGAUGAUGCAGGUGUGCUAAAAGACUGCCCCUUUCCUUCUGAGGGUGAGAACACACCCUGG
Messenger RNA from Tinamus guttatus (white-throated tinamou), 428 nucleotides. NCBI's taxonomy places the organism in Eukaryota, Metazoa, Chordata, Aves, Tinamiformes, Tinamidae. The record is from RefSeq and is a predicted model, not a curated record.